Messenger RNA from Capronia coronata CBS 617.96, 399 nucleotides. RefSeq lists its product as uncharacterized. The record is from RefSeq and is a predicted model, not a curated record. The transcript has 6 exons. Lineage: Eukaryota; Fungi; Ascomycota; Eurotiomycetes; Chaetothyriales; Herpotrichiellaceae. The coding region runs from base 1 to 399 and encodes 132 amino acids. Gene Ontology annotation, biological process: vesicle-mediated transport. Gene Ontology annotation, cellular component: Golgi membrane.
AUGGACUUCUCCAACAUCUUUCGGCUAGUCAAUCUGGUGGUCGGCGGGAUCAUGGUUCUUGGAGGGAUCAGUCAAUUCUUCCCCAUCGGCUUUCGAAGUAUUAUUGUCGGCAUCUACGUGAUCAUCUUUGGCCUUGCUGUCGCCGGGCUUGAAUUGCUGCCUCAGGUCCCGCCAUAUGUUCCCCGAUACGCCAGCUUCCUCUUCUCGUUCUUGGGGCGCGGCAUCUUCUACAUCUUUGUCGGUUGCAUCAUCCUUGAAGGGCACGUAUUGCGCAUCAUCGCUGGGUCCAUCGUCGGCGUCGUUGGCGUCGCUUACUGCGGGCUUGAAUUCGCGCCUUCCAUCGAACCUCCCAACAACAUGCGCGACGCGGAUGCUGGAUGGGGUGCCGAACAAGUUUAA